Panicum hallii is the source of this 3451-nucleotide messenger RNA. RefSeq lists its product as uncharacterized. Gene Ontology annotation, biological process: proteolysis. The record is from RefSeq and is a predicted model, not a curated record. Gene Ontology annotation, molecular function: serine-type carboxypeptidase activity. Gene Ontology annotation, cellular component: vacuole. The transcript has 16 exons. Lineage: Eukaryota; Viridiplantae; Streptophyta; Magnoliopsida; Poales; Poaceae. Bases 1 to 3180 code for a protein of 1059 amino acids.
AUGAGGAACACCGCUUCCAUCUUCUACCUGUUGCUCCUCAUCUGUGCCGCUACACUGCACGCAGAUGCAUCCCAAGAGGCUCAACUGAGAGAGUUCAUCAGGUCUAGGAGGAAUAGUCGUAGCGAUAAGGGCACGUUUAAGGUGAGUAACAUUGAUCAGAGGAUUGCCAGCAGCCUGCAGAGAACAAGCUACUCCGGCGGCGCGGAGCAGAGCGCCCUGAAGGCGGCUGACAAGAUCACGUCGCUGCCGGGGCAACCAGACGGCGUCGACUUCGACCAGUACGGCGGGUACAUCACCGUCGACGAGAAGAACGGCCGCGCGCUCUUCUACUACUUCGUGGAGGCGCCGCAGGAUGCCUCGACAAAGCCGCUGCUCCUGUGGCUUAAUGGAGGGCCAGGAUGCUCCUCGCUUGGCUACGGAGCAAUGCAAGAACUGGGCCCAUUCCGUGUAAACAGCGACAACAAAACGCUGAGCAGGAACAACUAUGCUUGGAAUAAAGUGGCUAAUGUGAUCUUCUUGGAAUCGCCGGCGGGCGUUGGAUUUUCUUACUCCAACACCUCUUCGGACUAUGACCUCAGUGGAGAUCAGCGGACAGCUGAUGACGCCUACUUGUUUCUGAUUAAUUGGUUGGAGCGUUUCCCUGAGUACAAAAGCCGCCCAUUCUACAUCUCCGGGGAGAGCUUCGCCGGACACUACGUGCCCGAGCUUGCUGCCACCAUUCUAGUCCAGAAUUCGUACAACAGCAAGACAGCCAUAAACCUACGGGGCAUCUUGGUUGGAAAUCCACUUUUGGACUGGAAUAUGAACUCCAAGGGUCGAGUUGACUACUUCUGGAGCCACGGAUCAAUGUCAGACGAGGUCUUUGCCAACAUAACUAGGCACUGUCAUUUUGACAACUUAGACAGCGUGGUGUGUGAUGGCGCUACAGAUGCUUUCGACGCUGGACAAAUUGACCCUUACAACAUAUAUGCUCCAAUCUGUGUUGAUGCGGCCAACGGAGCAUACUCCCCCAGUGGCUAUUUACCUGGGUAUGAUCCCUGCAGCGAUUAUUACACCUACGCCUACCUCAAUGACCCAGCAGUGCAGAAUGCUUUUCACGCUAGAAUGACAAAGUGGUCAGGAUGCGCAAACUUGGAAUGGAAAGAUGCACCAAUUUCCAUGGUGCCAACGAUCUCGUGGCUAAUUGAGAAGAAGCUGCCUGUCUGGAUUUUUAGUGGUGAUUUUGACUCCGUAUGCCCACUCUCCGCUACGAGGUAUUCCAUCCAUGACCUUAACCUGCACGUCACAACUCCAUGGCGCCCGUGGACAGUAAACAUGGAGGUAGGAGGAUAUGUUCAACAGUACAAAGGAGGAUUCACAUUUGCUUCCGUUAGAGGAGCUGGUCACAUGGUUCCGUCCUCCCAACCUGAGAGAGGAUUAACAUUGCUAGACUCCUUUCUCAAAGGGAUGCUCCCACCCUACGUUCCGGAACAUGCAGGACCAACAGCAGAAACAACAAAAAUGAAAGUCAUCGAAGCAUCGAUUCUCUCCUCCAAAGUUUGCCAGAACAGGACAAUGACAACAAGAGCCGGCUCAAACUCACUCGGAAACUGUACCCAGAAGAUACUGCUUGUCUUGGAGUCGCGCGUUCAGAGCUCGUGUGCCUAUAUAAACCUUUGCCAAUGUGUGAAACAUGUCAAAGAUAAUCUUUUCUGUUUUCUCAUUAAGAUGGGGUUCGAUGCGUGCCAGACUCACCUUAUCUUCUUGCUUCUGGUCUCUGUGGCUGUGUUGCACGCUCAUGCGUCACAGCAAGCUCAACUCGAGAAAUUCAUCUUGUCCAGAAGAGCUAGAACUAGCAGCAGUGAGGCUAGUCUACAUGGGUCGUCUGGUGUCGGUGUCAGGAGCAGCCUCCUGGCAGGGUACUCAGGCUCCGACCAGAGUGCUCUGAAGGCGGCCGAUAAGAUCCCGGCGCUGCCAGGCCAGCCAGAGGGCGUCGACUUCGACCAGUAUGGCGGGUACGUGACCGUCGACGAGAAGAACGGCCGCGCGCUCUUCUACUACUUCGUGGAAGCGCCGCAGGAUGCGUCGUCGAAGCCACUCCUCCUUUGGCUUAAUGGAGGGCCUGGAUGUUCGUCCCUUGGGUAUGGAGCGAUGCUAGAACUGGGCCCGUUCCGGGUGAACAACGACAACAAAACGCUCAGCAGGAACAAGCAUGCCUGGAACGAAGUGGCUAAUGUGAUCUUCUUGGAGUCGCCCGCUGGCGUUGGAUUCUCCUACUCAAACACAUCCUCUGACUAUGAUGAGAGCGGGGACUCAAAAACAGCAGAGGACGCCUACAUCUUUCUCGUCAAUUGGCUCGAGAGAUUCCCCGAGUACAAGACCCGUGCCUUCUACAUCUCCGGUGAGAGCUACGCCGGCCACUAUGUUCCGCAGCUGGCCGCUACCAUCCUAAGCCACAACAUCUACCACAAUAGAACAAUAGUAAACCUUCAUGGCAUUCUGGUUGGCAACCCAUAUCUAGAUCGUUACAAGAACCAGAAGGGGCGCUUCGAGUACCUACGGAGCCAUGGGUUGUUUUCUGAUGAGGUUUGGGCGAAUGUCACCAGUCACUGCAAUUUCAACUCUUCAGAUGCUGAAGCAUGCUUACGAACAACUGACUGGUUUUACUACGGCCCCGUCGAUCCCUACAACAUAUACGCUCCCAUCUGCAUCGACGAACCUGAUGGGUCGUACCAUUCCAGCAGCUACCUACCAGGGUACAAUGCAUGUGACUAUUAUCCUACAGUGACAUACCUCAAUGAUCCUGUGGUGCAAGAGGCUUUUCAUGCUAGGAAGACUGAAUGGGGAGGCUGCGUAGAUCUAGGUUGGAAAGAUGCACCAGAUUCUAUGGUCCCAACUCUCAAAUGGCUAAUCAAGCAUGGGCUGCCCAUAUGGUUGUUUAGUGGAGAUUUCGAUGCCAUAUGCCCACUCACGGCCACAAGGUACACGAUCCAAGAUCUGAACCUCUCGGUCACAAAGCCAUGGCGACCAUGGACAGCAAACAUGGAGGUGGGAGGCUAUGUUCAACAAUACACAGGAGGUUUCACAUUUGUUUCAGUGAGGGCGGCCGGGCAUAUGGUUCCAUCUUUCCAACCAGAGAGAGGACUCCUACUGCUUCACUAUUUCCUCAAAGGGGUGCUCCCACCUUUUACACAAGAAUAGUGAUUUAUAACACAGAAGCAACUUUGUACGAAAAUACAAAGGCAGGUUGCUCAUCAGUCAGCAACAAAGCUGGAUAACGUGAGGAUGGCGUGAUGGCAGCUAGGCUGUCACUAGUCAAGUCAGUUGUGUUAGUUAUACAAAUUUUAUGAUUACACAGUACACCCGUUGCUCAAAGUUAGCAAGGCGGAUACAUCGAUAUUGUCCUAAGUCGGUGUCGUGCAUUGCCACAUAAUAUUGAGAUAAUUUAAUAUAUAACCUUUAUAAUGAGUUA